UUGGCAUAUUAUCCAUUAGGAUGCAUUUUAAGUCAGUUGUUAUUAGUCCUGGUAUUAUUGACUACAAUAUAUAUUAUUUUACAGAUUUUUUUUUUCUGUUAGUAUUGAAACGUAUACCCGCCUUUAUGCCACACGUCUAACUAAAUAAACAGUUUAUUGCAAAUAAUUGUUGUAGAAAGCCCGAUGCAACAAACAGAUUUAGACGCUUCCUAGAGAAGGGUGCCCGUACCAAAAUGGCUACUGCGUUAACGCAUCGUCUAAAGCGACCGCUACGCAUUUACAUUUGUGCAUUUCAAGCAUCGUAUUUAUUUCGAUGUUAGCGGAUGUAUGGCAAUAAAAAAAAAACUGUAUUCAAGCGAACAAGUUGUGGAUAUUUCAAUGUUGUCCUCAGCGUAUCGCUAUGUCGCAAAUUAAAAAGACACAACUACGCAUGCGCAACGGUUGCUGUGGUUACCUGUACACAGGUUUUCUCUUACAUUCAAAAUGGUAAGUUUUGACAAGUUUUGUCUAUUGAAAACGAUUAAUAUUUAGAUUAUUUUUGUCAGAACAUGUUUUACAUUACUUCCGGUGGAGUUCACGUUUUUAAAUAGGUCACAACGUCCUAGUUUGUUUUCCCACUAUUUAAAAAAAAAAUGAAAAUACUAGCCUGCAAAAGUAUUUCUGAAGGUGAAAGAAAACUCAGCACAACAGUUGAUCAGUCACUUCCUUUGUAUCAGUAUAACAGAAAUUUUAAAAAGCAUCUUCAUAUCAGGAGACUACAUGUCGAGUUUUUCUAUUAUGAGCUUUUUUUUUUUUAAAUUGUACUAAUGUAGUAAUGUAGUGUCAAGUUACAUAAAAUACCAUUAAAAUACAAGGAAGUUUGUAGUUGUGAUGCAAUAAAAUGUGAAAAUGUUUGUAAAGUUAUAAUCAGUUUGCAUGUAAGUUAGACACAAACUGGUCUGUUCAUUGUUUAAAAUCUUUUAUCUUCUAGAGUGUCUCCAGACUUGGCAUGAAAAUGAUCUCUUAAACUAAAGUAUUAUCUGGAGAUAAUACUGUCUUUGUCUUUCUCUUUGUGUGUUCUUUAUUUUGGUUUUCUGGACCUUGGAAUCUUAAAUGUAAAAAUGGUCUUCUUCAAAUCCUAAUGUCUAAUGUUAAACCUUGAUUUCAUUUUUUCUUGCAUGUCCCUUUGUAACUUUCUUUUUCGCGAAUGAUAGCCACCCAAGAAGAAAAAGAAGAAAGGCAGGAUGACUAAAGCAGAGAGGUUAAAGAAGCAGCAAGAGGAAGAAGAGGCAGCCCGGCUGCAAGCCGAAAAAGAAGAACAGGAGAGACUGGAAAGACAGAGAAAGCUGGAGGAGAUACAAAGGCUAGAGGAAAAGGCAGAGCAGAACAGAGACUUGGAGCUUACCGAACUGCGCCUUCUGCUGGAGGAAAACUACUCUGCAAUAAUCAAAUGGAAGGUUGAUGCUGCAGAAAAGGCAGAGUGGGAGAGAUACAUGCUUUGCGAUGGAGUCCCAGACGCAAAGGACCAGCGGGCGGUCAAUACAUUUGUCACCUUGUGGAAGGAUUACUCAGACUCCAACAUUGGAGAGGAGCUUCAACUGUGCAACUCAGCAGUAAAGCUUAUUGAAGACUUGGAUGAGCUUGUGAAAGAGGCCAAAGAUCCAGAGUUGGUCCCAAAGUACCACGAUGCUCUCAUAGAGGUCCAGGAGAUUCUCCAUGCUAAGCACCUUUUCAUAACUGAGAAGCUCCUAAAGGGAGCAAGCGACAACAUUGACCCUGACACAAGGAACAUGCAGACUGUGUCCAAACAUACAAAUGUGACGCUGUGUCUCUGGGCCAACCUUUUCAAAAACCCAAGCUUUACAGGUUUCGACUUUAACGAAGCUGGCCUGAGCUUUAAGCUUCCUGAGGAGCUGGCUGUGAGCGACAUUGCCGUGCGGAUCCUCCACACCCACUAUGACCACCUGUCAAUACUGUCCAGGCUCAGGCAUGCACCUCAGAAGCCGAUAGUGGAGGAGAUUCCGCCGCCUGUCCAGGAGCCAGAGGAAACCCAGGAUGGUGAUUGCACCAGUGAACUGCCCAGUUGCCCCCACAGUCCAACCAGUGAACCGUCCAUAAAAAGCAUCAGCCCGCCAUCUUCAGAGGAAAGCAUGAUAACUACACAGACAGAAGUACUCAGUGGUCACAGUUCCAGCCUGGUUUCAACUGUUUGUCCAACCAAGGAUCCAUCUUGGCCCAGCUUGGCCCAGCUGAACUGCUUGAGUUCCGCUGGGCCUGAAUUCGAAGAGACAGAAAAUGACUCAGAGGUUGUAAAUCUGGUUCAGUACACAACCCUGGGUGGAGUUUUCUACUAUGAUCUGCUUCAACUCCCACCUCAGCCUAUCAGGAGGAAAGGGUACACGAUACUGCAGAUGGUGGACGGGCUGAAGGUGUUCCCUUACCCAACAGAAAGGCCCAAGAAUGAGGAAUGUCCCGAUGACCCAACAGAAGCACCCAACAAUAAGCCGUGCUCUCCCGUUGGGGUGUGCAUUGUGCUUCCUGAGUGGGUUAUCUUCAUGGAAAUGCCACUUGUGGCUCGCUGGGAUGCUGAAGAUGGCCGCUGGCGAAAGGAUGGCAUCACCAACGUCUCCUACGAGGAGGCAGAAGGCAAAAUCUCCUUUGAGAUGGAAUCAUUCCAGAUCUUUACACUGAUGCACAACACCUUCGCCAACUUUCCUUUCCAGGGCUGGGAGCUGCGGCCGCUGGGCCAAAACUCAGCUGUUUUUACUGUCAAGGGGGCUCUCAUUGAGGUCUCCAUCACCAUUAAGAAUAGUCAGUGUAUGCUGCGGCUGGCGCACAGUAGAGGCCUCUCUCACCUCGUGGGGCAGUGGAUGAGCGCACCAGCUCUGCAGAAAGCCAUGCUCAAGGCAGGGAUCAACAUCUUUGUUAACGAGAACACGCACAAAUACGUCAGCGUCUGCAAGAAGAACCCACUUAUAGAACAGUUUGCUUAUGACCAGAUGGCCCUCUUUGCAUCAGCUUGUGCUUUUAAAUGGAGCAAGUGGAACGCCACAUGUGGAGAGGAGAAUCUGGUCCUUCAGGGGUCUGAGCACCUUAAAAUCGGCCUUGUACCUGAAGACUCUUGGAGUACUUACUUUAUGGGUUCACAGAGGACUAGGCAACUGGAGAUCACUGAGAACAGUAAAGACUUUUCCAUAGACCACGCAGCUGGCAGCGAGUUCCACUCCACACUCAUCCAUCUUCUGCAGGAUAGCAUGAGUCCUGAUGGGUUAGCUUUGGUCAGACAGUCCCAUUACUGCUUCAUUGACACUGUGCAAACCCUGCUUUCUGCUACUAGACCCCUGGUUUUUUCAUAAAUUGUGAUAGACCAGGGGUCAAUAACUUGCGACUCACAAUGGCUCAGCUAAUAUCUUUAAAUACAGCUAUGAUAAUAACAAA
Xiphophorus maculatus (southern platyfish) is the source of this 3417-nucleotide messenger RNA. It is a transcript of the gene dnai7, whose product is annotated as cancer susceptibility 1. The coding region runs from base 1224 to 3335 and encodes 703 amino acids. NCBI's taxonomy places the organism in Eukaryota, Metazoa, Chordata, Actinopteri, Cyprinodontiformes, Poeciliidae. Gene Ontology annotation, molecular function: beta-tubulin binding; microtubule binding. The transcript is spliced from 15 exons. The record is from RefSeq and is a predicted model, not a curated record. Gene Ontology annotation, cellular component: axoneme.